This is a messenger RNA of Diabrotica virgifera virgifera (western corn rootworm), 6818 nucleotides long. RefSeq names its product pre-mRNA cleavage complex 2 protein Pcf11 (gene Pcf11). NCBI's taxonomy places the organism in Eukaryota, Metazoa, Arthropoda, Insecta, Coleoptera, Chrysomelidae. Gene Ontology annotation, biological process: termination of RNA polymerase II transcription. The transcript is spliced from 15 exons. Bases 241 to 5376 code for a protein of 1711 amino acids. Gene Ontology annotation, molecular function: RNA polymerase II complex binding; mRNA binding. Gene Ontology annotation, cellular component: cytoplasm; mRNA cleavage factor complex. The record is from RefSeq and is a predicted model, not a curated record.
UCCCCAAACAAUCGACAUUCGAUAGUCUGGCAGUUCGCCAUUUUGUACUGUGAAAGUGAGUGAUGCGUAUGAAGUGAUUUAUACAAAGUUUUCGUUCAAAUAGUGCAAAUUAUGAGGUGUUAUACCUGUAAAAGAAACUAUUUACAUUAGCAAUGUUCAAAUAAAUCUUAGAAUUUAGAAUUUUCGCUUGUCCAAUCGGAUGGUUAUCUGUGAUAUUUAACAUUAAAAACAGCUUUCAAGAUGAGUUCCUCAGAGGAGAUAAAGGCUGAGUAUAUGUCCAGUUUGGCAGACCUUACCUUCAACAGUAGGCCAUUGAUAAAUGUGCUUACGAUGUUGGCAGAAGAAAACUCACCCAAUGCCCCUGUUAUCGUUGAAGCAAUUGAAGAACAUCUCUCAAAGGUCAAUACUGAUGUCAAACUUCCCAUUCUCUAUCUGAUUGAUUGCAUAGUGAAAACUGUUGGAGGCAUUUACACAUCGUUGUUCAAUCACAAUAUAGUGAACAUGUUCAUAGGAGUUUUUAAAGCAAAACUUGUUAAAGAUACUCACAAAAACACUCCAUUCAAGGUUGACGAAAAAACACGAGCGGAGAUGUUUAAAUUGCGGCAGACAUGGAAUGAGGUGUUUCCCCAAAUGAAACUAUACGCCAUAGAUGUGCAGAUCAGUCUUUUGGAUCCAGCAUGGCCCGUGACUGCCAAACCUCCGUCCAACAGCAUACAUUUGAAUCCCAGAUUUCUUAAAAAUGCGCCUCCUUCUUCAACGCCAACAAUUAAAACAGAACCCGAAAGCAGUCCCUCUGAUUCAGCUUCUCCUUCUGUUAACAAAGAGACUCUUAUAAUGCAAGAACAGUUGAUCCAGAAGCAGAGGGAAUUGUUGGAGUUGCAACAGAAGAAAUUAGAGUUGGAAGUGCUACAAACAAGGGUGAAGCUUCAGGAACAAUAUAAGAACAAUCAGCCACAGACUGGUCGUCCUCAUAAUAUUCUCUUGAAGCCAGAAGUAGCAAAACAGCUAGUCCCAUCCCUGGCCCAACAUAAACAAAAUCUAGUGAAUACUGCAAUGGUUCAACAAUUGGCCCAGCCCCAAGCUGCACCCACUAAUGGCACAAAGAUAAACCCAGUGAGCAGUGCCCUCAUUAACGCCAAACCUAUAAGAGAUCCAAGACUCUUGAGGCAGCAACAGAAAAGAGACCAGACGCCUUCAGCUGACGGUAAUCUUGAAAAUCAGUUACAUCAAAGGACUGCUUUAUUAGAAACUAAUAAAAUUGUAUCAAAUAAAAAUAGUGUUCGUAAACAUCGAAAUGAUCCUCGGUUAAUCAAUAAAGAUGAUACCUCUAACCAAAGAUCAGAUUCCUCUAAACCUAACCACUCAUCCAAAUCCCGUAGCUCCGAAUCCGCACACCACAAAUCCCAUAAGACAUCCAGGUCUUCUUCUCAAAGAGGCCAGGAUACGUCCUCCCUCAAAUCUAGCUCUAAUUCUGUUAGCAUAGAUUCAUCUAAAGUUAAAAGUGAUCUAGUGAAAUCUCCAGUUAAGAAUAAAAAGAAGGAAAAGAGUGAUAGGCGACCUCUCAGCCGUGAAAAGCCUGGUAAAAAUGACAGUUCUCCUGUUAGUAAUAGCACCACGUUCAAAAAUGUUAGUAUGGCGAUGAAGAACCGUAAUUAUGUGAGGAAAAAGGUGGGCAGUGCGAGUCCGGAGGCUGUAAAGGAUGAGGAUCUGCGAUCUUUCGGGCCACCUGAAAAGCAGCCUAGGCUAGAAAGUGACUCGAACGAUACAAUAUCUGCAGCUCCAGUCUCGAAAGCAGUAGAACCAUUACCUGUUGCAGUGAUGCCUCCAUCAGCGACAAUGGCUCCAAAAACGCAGUCAACUAUUCUUCCAACCUCUGCAAAGGAUCAGGAUGUGGAUCUUCGUCAGUUACCGGCAAUGGUGACUAAAAAGAGAUCUUCAACAGAAAUCUCUGAAGAUGUAUCAAUGCCAGCCAAGAAGACUAAGACACAAAUAUUUGACAAAUUGUUUGGAGACGAAGAUACAGAUCUAAGGCAACAACUUGCCAUUAAUACCGAACAACGGCCGAAAACUCCACCUCCACCGAUUAUAUCGGUAUCAGCUACCGAAACCAAAACUGCUUCACCAAAAAUGGGCUCUCCAAAGAGUAAUUUUGAUGCUGUUAGAGCUAAGCUUGCAAAUGCAACAAAUCGGGAUAAGGUGCUAUCCAAAUCAUAUAAGAAAAAACCAAAAUUAGAGGACCAAGACUUGAGGCCGCAAGCAACCACUGGUUCUCCCCAUAAAACCAAAAUCAUCAUCUCGCCAGAAGAAGAGACCAGUAUUAAGUCCGGCAAAAUGACAAACGAAGAAGGUUCAGAACUUUUGAACAGAAUUAUUCUACAAGUCGAAAAACGAAAAUUAAAAGAAGCCAAGAGGAAAGAUCAUGAGGAGUCAUUCAAUGUUUCACUGCAACCAAUCAGCGAUGACGAUCUUAGCGAUACUGAAUUGGAGAAAGAAGAAACCAAUACAGAGGGGCCUGUUGAUGCCGUUAUGUCAAAUGAAAGCGUUCCUGAACGUCCACCGAUCAGUGAAGAGAGCCUCAUACCAUUUAAAGAUAAAGAUGAAAGACUGAAUUCUGGCCCUCCUCCACCUCCAAGUGAAUUUGUUGGACACUUUUUCCCUAGAGAUGGAAGAGAUACUAGGCGUUUUCCGGGACCUCACUGGCGAGGUCGUGGGGGAAGACGUUGGGAACCCAUACAACCGAUGAUGUCUGCAAGACCUUGGAACUCAAAUAAUUGGGCUCCAGUUGAAGAAUUUACACCAGCGCUCGAGGAAAUGGAACCUAUCUUUCCCAAUGGACAUGUUAAUGCUGAUGAGGUCAAGUCGAUCACUAUUGAUAGCGUUUCUAGGGAUAUCAGGUUUUACGGGGAAACAGCUAUUGUAUUCAUUGGUUGGGACGACCCCAGAGAGUUGACAUUCCAAAAUGCAGGCGUGAGAAAGAUUACCUUCAACGACAAGGACAGUUUUGUGCUGAACUUCAACGAUGAUUAUAAAGAAGUUUACUGCAAUGGAAAUUCACAUAUUGUGCGGUUGGGUGCUCCAAGCAGAGAACUCUUCAUCGACAAUGUGCCAUAUGAGUGUUUCUUUGGUAGUCCUGGUAUCCGAAUCGAACUGGAUGGAGUACCCACCAAGGUUCAUCUUGAGGGGCCUCCACCACCUGUGAAUAUUGGCAAAGUGAAAAGGUGUGAUCUCGUUGCGGGCAAAAUAAAUAUGUUUGUCGAUGCCAUACAUGUUGUACCCGUGUUUUUAGACGCUAAAGUUCAAAAAUUUGUUCUACAAGGUCAGACAAGUACUCUUAAAUUUGUAGAUGCAUUAAAAACUGUUUUAAUAAAUGAUGUACCUUUUGAUAUUGAAUAUGGUGGUCUCCCUAAACCUUUAUUUAUCCAUGGUAAAAAACAUUUUGUAAGAUUUUCAGUUCUACCUAGAGAUAUUAGGCCAGGCAAAGUUAGGCUGCUCGAUAUGGACUUUCCUGAAGAUACAAGGGCGGCAGAUGAGAAUAGCCAGGAUGUACCACUUGUUACGGACGCAUAUGAUCCUGCUAUGCCUAUCUCCGGAACAAUGGACAAACCUGUGGGUAGUGAUUCUCCAGAUAGAAAUUCAAAUUCUCCAAAUUCUGUGUUGAAGUCUAUACAACAAAAUAACUUAGACGUCCUCUCCAAUGCACUUUCAUCCAGUACAGGUCCAGCGCCGGUUUCAGGAGGCUAUCAAAUAGAAAACCAGAACUCACAAGACUCUCAGGCUAGUUCCCAACCAUUUACAACGCUACCUCCAAUUUUGAAUAUCAACGAAAUAUUCCAAAAUCUAGUAGCUUCUGGAUUAGUAAAGUCAUCACCACCAAGUAAGCCAGUAGAAGAGCCACCUAAAGUGGUAGAAUCGCCUAAGAAGGAAAUGAGAAUUGAGCCUGAAGUACCUGCCGCUACUAGUACUCCAAACGUAGCGCCCUCAAAACUUAAGAAAACCGUAUUGAGCCUGAAACCAGUCACUUUUAACAGGCCAGAAACGCUGAGAGUACGCCAAAACAGCCUAUAUGCAAUGUUAUAUUCUGGUAUGCAAUGCAGUACUUGCGGCAUGAGGUUCUCCCCAGAAGCUAGUAUGUUAUAUAGUCAACACUUAGAUUGGCAUUUUCGUCAAAAUAGAAGGGGGAAACGAAACAGUAGAGUUGCCACCAGCAGGAGAUGGUAUUAUUCUUUAGCUGAUUGGAAGAAUUAUGAAGAAUUGGAAGAUCUUGAAGAAAGAGAGAAAAACUAUUUUGAUGAGCAAAAACAAGCCGAGGGUGGUAAUGAAGACGCCGAGGAAGAAGUAGAGGUUCCAAGUGUCGCUGCAGAUCCUGAUUCUACGGAUGAAUGUUGUAUGGUGUGCAGAGAAAAAUUCGAUCAAUUCUUUAAUGAAGAAAAAGAGGAAUGGCAUUUGAGGAACGCAAUAAGGAUGGAGAAUAAGACUUAUCAUCCUGUUUGUUAUGAAGAUUAUCAGAAUUCCCUUCUGGAACAGACGUUAGACGAAUCUAAAGCACCAGAAGAAAUCGAACAACCGCAGGAAGAAAGUGUAGAAAAAAUUAUCCCCGGUCUGGAAAUCAUCAUCGAUGAUGAUGAUGAUAUUCCUGAAGAAGUGAACGGACCUUUAUCUAAUGAAAUAUUAUCUGUCGAAAGCGAUGAUUCUAAAUUGGUGCCAGAAGCUACUGAAAUGCCGGAAUAUGAGCAACAAGAAGCAGCCGCCGAGGGAGAUGAUGAUGACGAUGUUAUUUUGAACGAGGUGGCUCCUAUCAAAAUUGUCGUUGACGAUGAUGACGACGAGAUUGCGGGAGAAAGAACGAAUGUAGCAUCCCCUCCUCCAGCGAUGGAUACAGAAGAUGAUGGAUUUGUGGAGAUCGCUGGACUGCUUAGUUUGCCGAAUGGAAAACAUGUUAAAAUUAAAGCAGAACCCGUCGAUAAAGAAGACAUUCCUACAACGCCCGUUGCAGAAGAUCUCUCAACCCUAACCGUGGAAAGUUCUGAUCUGGAAAUCGUGGAGCCUAAACCUACCCAACAUGACGUCGCCUCCUCGUUAGACGGCAACGCGGAUCCCUUCUCCGGCGUUACCGCCGUGGGAUCGGCAGCCCUAGGCGGUAAUAAAAUUAAAAUUAAUAUUAGUAAACCAUUGCCUGUGAUAAAUAAAGAAAAAGAAAAUAAUUUAGGAAAUGAUUUAGUUCCAUCUGAAACUUAUAUCGAUCCGUUCGAGCCCUUUCCACCCGGGGAAGAACCGCAACCGGCUGCGCUCAAGACUGCCCUUAGGAGUGCUAGGUUGUCAAAGCUUCCUCCGGUGAGGAAAGGGACCGAGCUGACCGGCUUGUGUUCUCUAAUGUGAUUUGUGGGUUUUUUAUGACUCGCGUACUUUUUUUUGUAAAUAUUACAGUGUACUAGACGAUUGGACGGACAAGUUUGUACGGAACUAUGGGUUACAGGGUGCAUCAAAUAAAAACAGGGCUUGUUUCUUCAAAAGUUCUAGUCAAAAUGAAUUCAUGAAAUUAAAUUUUUUUAUUAUAUUGUAAUUGGAAUAGGAUGGACAUUCUAGCGGUUUCUGAUCUAUCGCAUGUGAUUUUCUCGUAAUUUUAGAUAUUUUAAGAAUUGAUAAUUAAUAAUUUAUUAUCUUGAUUUUUCCUCCAAUUUGUGUUUCAAAAAUAUAUAUUAUCAUUUCUAUAUAAACUUUGUAAAACUAAUAAAUUUUGUCAUAAGUAACGGUGUUGCUUAAAAACCGCUAUCCAAAUUUAAAAUUCCAACGAUUUUGCUCAAAAACCUCGAUCCAAAUCUAUAAUUCCUCGAAUUAAAAAAAAUCAUGAUUGGGGGUCGCUUUGAUUUACCCUUGUAUAUACUUACACAAUGAAUCGUUAAGAUUAUCCAUUAUUGGGUACAUAAUCUUAUUCCUUCGUUUUAAACAUUUCAGUAUACAGUUUACUAAACCUUUAAAAUGAGUUUUAGUGAUUAAUAAUACCAUUAGUACACUUUUCUUAAAUUUUCAAAGCUUUGUUAUAGAAGUUUUGUUUGGGCUAUUAUUUUAUAUUGGUAAUUUUUCUUUUUAGUUCCGUACAAAUAUGCAAAUAAGUGAGAAAAAUCAACUUUUAAACAGAACAAGAUAAUAUUGGAGUAUAAUCACUCUAAAAUUGGACAAAUCAAAUUGCUCUGUUUAUCAGUUAUAACGGGUUGUCUGGAAAGGGAUUUCAUAGUUUUUCUAUUUAACAUAUUAUUCUUUAAAAUUAUAUUCAAAAUUCAAAAUUUUAUUAUUUUAGAUGAUUCUGUAAUUUGCCUUGAAAAAUCUCAAUUCGGAAUUGUGCUCCUGUAUUUUUCGGGUAAUUUAUUAAAAAAUAAUACCCUUGGUGUAUCAUUGGGCAGCUUAACUCAGUUGUUAAUUAUUUUAGUCGGUUGAUUUUAUAAUUUUAAACUUAUUAUUCUAGCUGAAAAACUAUGAAAACUCUUUAAGGCAUCCGUAUGUAAAUGAAAUUCUGUAAAUAGUGGUAUAAAUAAUUUAUUUUAUUUUAUAAGGUGCGAUAUAAUAUUACUUUUUCGUAAAAUUUAUACAUUUAAUAAAGAAUUGCGCCCUUUCCUGGGCAAAGUUAUUAUUUUGUUUGAUAAAUAAUCGAACUUGUUAUUUGUUGAAAAUAAAUAUUUUUUAAAACUUGUGUGUAUAUAAUUUGGAUCGGAACAUUGUGGGACGAACGUGUAAGGGUGAUCCUUGUUUUCUUUAAGGACUUUUUUAGUAUAAUAGUUUGUAUAUAGAUAAUGUGGUAAAUCAAUAAAUUUAGUCAAAUUUAA